AGGGAUUAAAAUCGUGCGGCAACGGGUUGCUAUGCGAUAGACAACAUGGUGGUGUUGGACUCAUCCGCGUUCCAGCACCCGCGGGGGUCACAAUCAAAGCCUAAGAUGGUCUCGGAACUGUUGAGUCUCUACUGCCCUCCUACUCUCAGUGGCGCCGACGGUGUUCAUUCUCAGGCACCAACGAAGCACAAUCGAAAGUCCUCGCGAGCCGGCCUCUCGGAUGUGACACUGCCAGCUCUGACUCAACUAGGGCCUUUUCGAGUUGCCUGUAGCAGAGCGUUUGUCACCCUCAUCCACGACGGCAGCACAAAGGUUAUCUCUCAGGGUGUGACCUGCAGCCGGUCUCCUAGUCGUGAUGGCGACACCGGGUUGAAGACUCUUGGUCUGAAGACAAAUGGGAAACCUGGGCAUGAUCAUACAAAUGAAACAACGGAUGGCUCUCGCAUUCUUGGUGACUUGACGAAGGAAGAUCAAUUCAAGGAUCAUCCCUUCGUCCUUCAAUUUCCCGAAACGCGCUUUUAUGCCGAGAUACCUCUAACUAGCCCUCGCUGGGGUACGUUUGGCACUUACUGCGUGGUGGAUGAGGAGGAUCGCGCAUUGUUGGAAGACGAGACUAUCACGGACCUCAAGGAUGUUGCUGCUGGGAUUGUUCAGCACCUGGAAAAUGUCUAUACCGUGCAAUCUCAUGCCCGGUCGGACCGUCUGCUUCAAACCCUCAUGACCAUCAAAGGCCUUCCCAGUGCCGAUGAUACCGCGCACCGGCAUACAGAACCGCCAGCGCAAACUCAGUCAGCACUGUCUGAGAAGUUUGGCAACCUUUCAAUUUCAGUCGAGGAGACACAUGAUAUACCCCAACUGCCGACAAUGCCACAGCCGCCAGAGUCCCCAUUCUUUCAACAACCCGAGCCAGUUUUCAACCUCCCACCAGCCCGAGAAAAACACCAAGAACACCUGAGAAGAUGUUCCAUCGCAUCCAACCACCUGGUGACGGUGCCAGAAAAGGUGACUCCCUCACCUCUCAGUUCUUUGCUCUUUGCUAGAGCCAGUGCGUUGCUUCAGAGCGUGAUGGACCUGGACGGAGCUUUGUUCUUGGAUGCUUCGAGAAGCAACUCUAGGCGGUUUUCUUCGACCAGCGGCAGUGACUGGGAUGCGCAGUCCAAGGAUGGUGAUGGAAACAUCUCGACACAUUCAUCUUUAUUAUCAUCUCACGGUGGCUGGUCUGAGAAGUUGUGUGAGCCACUCGGGGUAUCUCUGUCGCAGUCCCAGAGAGCAAGCUGUUCAUUUAAGCUCGUUAUGACCGAGGCAUUGCUACAUGAUCUGUUCACGUGGUUCCCACAGGGUGAUAUCUUUUAUACCGAUCCUUCGAUACUAUCUCCCUCUGUCCAAUCUACGUACGGCGAUGGAUCUAUUGACGAGCAUGAACAUUCGGCGAACUACAUUACUGCGACACGCCUUGCUCGGGACUUUCCAGAUGCCAAGUCACUCAUCUUCUACCCCUUGUGGAACUGGGACAGGUCUCGCUGGCUUGCUGGUAUUGUGAUCUGGACAGGCGAGAAUGAAAGAUUGCUAGACGAAGACGAUCUGUACUAUUUGAAAACCUUCGCCGAUUUGGUCACCACAGAAUACCUGCAGAUUGGGUGGACAGCCACGGAGAAGUCCAAAUCGGACUUGCUUUCCUCUGUCAGUCAUGAACUUCGGUCACCUUUGCACGGUAUGCUCGCUAGUGCAGAAUUGCUACAAGCCACUACUCUUGAACCAGCUCAGCGGGAUAUGGUGACUAUGAUUGAGACAUGUGGACUGACUUUGCUGGAUACGAUGAACCACUUGCUGGACUUUACGAAAAUAAACAACCUCACCAACAUUUCCCGCCUUCAAAAAGACCGAACGGAGAACCAAGAGGUAGAUGUUGAUCACCUGGUUUCCGAGUUCGACGUGGGCACUUUGGUGGAAGACGUGGCUGACGCUUUGUAUUCGGGUCACCGGUCCCGUAUCAAUGCCUCGAAGAUUGCUGGCCGCUAUCUCGAUAGCGGAACUGGUGUCAGCAGUCGCACAGUCAGUUCAGAAAGUAAUCGGUCAGACGAUUCAAAUGACCUUUCUGUCGUUGUUCGCAUCGAAGAACAACCAUCUUGGGUUAUCCAAUCGGUGUCCGGCGGAUGGCGCCGUAUCGUCAUGAACCUUAUUGGAAACUCUUUCAAAUUCACCCAAUCCGGGCUGAUUGAAGUCUGCUUAUCCCAACGGGUUGACCGUGCCAAUGGAUCAAAAUCGGUGCAGGCACACCUAUCCAUCCGAGAUACGGGCUGCGGCAUCUCUCCCGAGUUUCUAGAGGAUAAGCUCUUCCAGCCUUUCACGCAAGAGAACGAUUUAACAGAAGGUGUUGGACUCGGCCUAAGCAUCGUUAGACAGGUUACUUCCUACCUUGGUGGUACUGUCGACUUCAGGAGCGAGGUCGGGGUGGGGACGCAAGUUGAUGUUUUUAUCCCUGUCGAGUUUAUCCAGGGUGCUUCCGAUGGAGUCCCUCCAACGCUGAAUAGCCCGAGUGUGAAGACCACAACCCGAGUCUGCCUAAUCGGCUUGAAUGGGUUCGCCGGUCUUGAUGGUGUCCCAGCUCAGGUAUUGAGCACCGAUGCCAAGCGCAAACUCUCUAUCCGGGGCGCGCUAAGCAAUGUGCUUCUGAGCCACUCCGGAUGGGCAGUCUCGUUUGCUGAUUCAGUUGAAAAGUCUUCUGGUGACAUCGGCGUCAUGGAGGAGUCGAUGUUGAAAAGGCUUUCGAGAAAUGGUGACGUUCACGCAAACUUCAAAACAGUGAUCAUCCUUGGCCAGCACGGGGUAUCUCUGCCGGGCAGCUUUGCCAUCAAAGGAGCUGACGUUAUAUACCUAUCCCAGCCAAUUGGCCCUCGCAAGAUAAACGAGGCACUACGGCGGUUUAAAGAUUCACAUCAAGAAUCAAGUCCCACCACCGAGAGCGCUGUCUCGGGCCCUUUCUCCGGUUUCACCACUCGUGGGCGAUCCUUGUCCGAUGCCUUUGCCCUUGCGAAGGGCACCGAGUCACCGCCUGUAGUCAAGGAUAGUGUGUCCAAUUACUCUCCUCCAUCGCCACGGGAUAAGCAAACGACGGAUCUUCAUGUGUUGCUUGUAGAUGACAACGAUAUCAAUUUGAAGAUCCUGUCAACCUUUAUGCGAAAAAUCGGUUGUAGCUUUGAGACAGCCAACAAUGGACUGGCUGCGUUAGAAAAGUACAAGGAGUCGAGUGGAAACUACGACUACGUCUUGAUGGACAUCUCCAUGCCAAUCAUGGACGGGGUAGUCUCCACAAGCAAGAUCCGCGAGUACGAAGAACAGCAUUCUCUUCCCCGAGCCGCCAUCAUGGCAGUGACGGGGGUUGCAUCGAGCAGCAUGCAGCAACAGGCCUUUGCGGCCGGCAUAGACGACUAUCUGGUAAAACCAUUGUCGCUUCACGACUUGAAACGAAUUAUGAACAUCCAAUAAAUAUCUGGCGGGUAAUACAUGGUUGGGCGGUUUUGGUGUUGGGAUUCAGGCGCAUAUAAACAGAUACUGGUAUACCAUUUUCUUUUACUUGGAGCUCACGACUAGGAAUGGGAUAGAAUUGAGUUCAGUGUUAUGUUUUGGUGAUUUGGCUCUUGUUGGUUUGGCGCGAUUCCGGGGGAGACCAUAUCUACAUCGGCAGACCGAAUCUAACGACUACUUAGACCGAAGCGGUAAAAGCAACAAAUAAUGACUGCAGAUCCAUUCCAAUUGAACAGCCUCUGUGACCUAGAUUACCUCUUAAUCCUUUCACUUCUUCCUUUUGUCCGAUGGUCAGCGCUAGCCAACACCAAAGAGGGUCCUACUGAGCUAUUCUCCGAUCUACACGGUAGACAGGAGCACUGUG
Messenger RNA from Aspergillus melleus, 3889 nucleotides. Its product is annotated as hybrid sensor histidine kinase/response regulator. Lineage: Eukaryota; Fungi; Ascomycota; Eurotiomycetes; Eurotiales; Aspergillaceae. Gene Ontology annotation, biological process: phosphorylation; phosphorelay signal transduction system. The transcript has 7 exons. Gene Ontology annotation, molecular function: phosphorelay sensor kinase activity. Bases 46 to 3486 code for a protein of 1146 amino acids. The record is from RefSeq and is a predicted model, not a curated record.